UUUUGAAAACCCCAACUUUCCGGUUGCGCCUUUUACGUCUAAUUCUAGCUAGCUUUUCGGCGGCAGGUGCAACCUCAGCAACAACGAUAACAACGGGAUAAGCUAACGGGACACUAGAGACACGAUGCACCGAAUAUUGUUGGUGUUUCUGGCCGCUGCCGGGGCGUCUGUCCUCGGCCUCCCCAGGCUGAUCGGGUCCACGGCGGCCGGGCCCUGCCUCGCCCCGCCGCAGUGGGAGGGCAGAUGGGUGCUGUACGACCACAGCACCGGGAGAAACAGCCGGUCCGCCGUCUCCUACGACGGCCUGAAUCAGAGGCUCCGGAUCCUGCAGCAGAACAAGAAACACACCCCGUGUCAGAAGUAAGAUCCGCCUGUCUAAUCAUAUUAUAAUAAUAUAUUAAUAAUAUUAUAUCUUUAUAAAGAUAGCUCUGGUCCCUGAUUGAUCAUCGAUAUCCCAAACAACUCCACCUUCGAGGACCAGUACAUCAUCGGAGGCCCCGGGGACAACGUGGAGGUCCAGGAGUGGUCGGACAGGAAGCCAGCGCGCCAACAUGAGACCUGGGUGGGCGUUUACACCCUGAAGGACUGCUACCCGGUGCAGGAGACCUACGUCAGGAACAGCAGCGUCACCACCUCCACCCGCUUCUUCAACCUCCAGCUGGGCAUCAGCGACCCCAACGUCUUCAUCCCGCCCAGCACCUGUCAAUCAGCGCGGCCCGAGAGGAUGGCCGAGUCCGACUGCUGAGGCCUCGGCCGGCCCUCGCCUUUUGACCUUAGAUACUUAACAGCCUUCUGUGUGGAGGGAAAUUGGUGCAGUGUGCGAGAGCUUGUAGACUUGAUGUGAGCACUUGAUUUGAUUUGAUUAGGAUCCCCAUAAGCUGAUGCAUAACAUCUCUUCCUGGGGUCCACACAAAACACAAAAUAUUACAACAGAUAAGACGUUUUCAGCAAAACAGCCACAAGUUCAGUAUAAGAGCAGUAUAACUAGCAUUAUUCUUUCUUGCA
Molecule: messenger RNA, 1005 nt
Organism: Perca fluviatilis (European perch)
Lineage: Eukaryota; Metazoa; Chordata; Actinopteri; Perciformes; Percidae
Gene: epdr1
Product: ependymin related 1
Exons: 3
Biological process (GO): cell-matrix adhesion
Cellular component (GO): lysosome; extracellular region
Molecular function (GO): calcium ion binding
Source: RefSeq, a predicted model, not a curated record